Messenger RNA from Penicillium verrucosum, 1650 nucleotides. RefSeq names its product nucleobase cation symporter-1 family protein. Lineage: Eukaryota; Fungi; Ascomycota; Eurotiomycetes; Eurotiales; Aspergillaceae. Gene Ontology annotation, cellular component: plasma membrane. Bases 1 to 1650 code for a protein of 549 amino acids. Gene Ontology annotation, molecular function: nucleobase transmembrane transporter activity. The transcript has 3 exons. Gene Ontology annotation, biological process: transmembrane transport; nucleobase transport. The record is from RefSeq and is a predicted model, not a curated record.
AUGAGGGUCUCGCAGGGGGAGUCUGAAUUUGCAGCAGGCAAUGCACGAUGGACAAACCGUGAUCUCGACCCGAUUGCCAAAGAUGACCGUAAAUGGGGCAUAUCCAGUAUAAUAGCUUACUGGAUCUCCGAUGCCUUGAACGCAGCGACCUGGCAAUUCGCCAGUAGUAUGAUUGCCGUCGGCUUCACCUAUCGUGAAGCUCUGGGCAUCGUCGCCUUAUCCUUCUUCAUUAUAUCAUUGGUCAUUGCUGCAAACGGUACUGUGGGUGCCAUAUAUCAUGUUCCAUUCCCCGUGAUUGCGCGUGCUAGCUGGGGCUUUUGGGGCUCAUAUAUCGCUAUCAUUUCACGAGUCAUCCUUGCCGUCUUCUGGUUUGCUAUCCAAAAUGUCAACGGUGGAAAUGCGGUUCGCGUCAUGAUUGGAGCAAUAUGGCCAAGCUAUUUGGUUCUUCCGAAUGGUAUUCCUGAGUCACAGGGAAUCACGACCGGUGGUAUGGUUGGGUUUCUGAUCUUCUGGUUGAUCCAGGUCCCGUUCCUAUGCAUGCAUCCAAACAAUCUGCGCAGGUUAUUUACGGUCAAAUCGAUUCUGGUUCCCAUCGCUUGGAUCGCUAUCUUGAUAUGGUCAUUUGUCACUGUGAAAGGCGGUGGUGGCGUAUUCGCACAGCAGGCUCCAACCGUCUCCGGGUCCAAGUAUAGCUGGCUGUUCUUGGCCAAUAUGACAUCGGUCCUAGGGGUGUAUGCAACGUUAUCUGUGAAUCAGUCUGACUUCUCCCGCUACUCCCGGAUCAGUCCCCGCUGGCAGCUCCUUUAUAUCCCCAUGCUACCUAUUGUAUUUACUUUCUUCGCCUUUAUUGGAAUUGCCUCCUCAUCCGCCGGGCAAGUCCACUAUAAUCUCUCGUCUAUUCCAUGGGAUCCAACGGUUUUGAUCAGCUACUGGCCCAACCGAGCGUGUCGUUUUUUCGGCGCAGCUUCCUUCGCACUGGCUUCCCUGGGCGUGAACAUCUCGGCCAAUUCCAUUUCAGCCGCUAACGAUUUCACCGCAUUAGCACCAAGGUAUAUCAAUAUCCGACGUGGGCAGAUCCUAUGCGCCUUGUUGUCGUGGUGUCUUGUCCCCUGGAAAAUCCUCGCAUCGGCAACCAACUUCCUUUCUUUUAUGUCUGCAUAUGCGAUCUUCCUCGGUCCUAUUGCUGCAAUUAUGAUGUUUGAUUUCUGGAUCGUCAACCGCCGUCGAUAUGACACCCUGGCUCUAUACCAGCCCGGCAACCCGACAUAUCGCUAUACAUUCUCUAUCCCGGGCUUCUCGGGCAAGAGUAUGUAUGGCAUAAACUGGCGCGCUGUGCUGUCUUUUAUUAUUGGUGUUGUGCCAAGUCUCCCUGGACUGAUCAAUUCUGUGAACUCUCAUAUCGAUGUCGGCUCCGGUGUACAUCCGUUUGAGUUUGGGUGGUUGUUGGGCUUUGUUGCCACAUCUAUUGCCUACGUGCUGUUGUCAUGGCUGCUUCCUGCGCAAGAGACUCGGAUUGACCGCGCUGUGCUGCCUGAUGAGAUAUAUGAUAGAGGCACGGUGGUCGAGGGAAUGAAAGCAGAUGACCCAGAUAGGAAGGACGUGGUUUCUGAUACACAGGAGAAACAUAUGGAUGUGGAAAAGGCUAUUUAG